GUUUGCUAGUCGUUUAAAAAAGAUUGCUUAGCCACCGCAGAACAUUAAUAGAUCGUAGAUAAAAUGAGGAGAAUAUAUUUGCUGUUUUUUCUGCUAGUCGGUUCCAGUUAUGUGUUAGGCGAAGAAGCUGAUAUAGAAAAAAUAAUGAAGGAUCAUCAAAUUAUACCAGAUGUAAUCGAUAAAGGACCUAAAGAUUUCUUGAAAAUCAUUUAUAAUAAUAAGAAAGAGGUAAACUUGGGUGCCGAAUUAACACCAACCCAGACGAAAGAUGAGCCUGUGGUUGAAUGGAAUGGAGAACCUAAUGCUUAUUAUACCUUAAUUAUGACAGAUCCUGAUGCGCCCUCACGUCGAGAACAUCAAUUACGUGAGUGGCAACAUUGGAUGGUCGUCAAUAUUCCCGACAAGGCUUUAAAUAAAGGCGAAGUGUUAACGGCUUAUGUUGGUUCCGGGCCACCGAAAGAUACUGGUUUGCACCGCUAUGUCUUCCUGCUGUACAAACAAUCCGAAAAGCUAAAUUUUAUUGAGCCUUAUUUAUACAAUAAUAGCACAAACGGUCGAUCUGGAUUUUCAACACUCAAAUUUGCUCGAAAGUAUAAACUUGGUCAACCAAUUGCUGGCAAUUUUUACCAAUCGCAAUACGACAAUUACGUUCCUCAAUUGUAUAUGCAGUUAGGUGUUAACUUAUAAAAGUUAUCCUCAAUUAGCCAACUUUGCA
Messenger RNA from Glossina fuscipes, 715 nucleotides. RefSeq names its product protein D3-like. The record is from RefSeq and is a predicted model, not a curated record. The coding region runs from base 64 to 687 and encodes 207 amino acids. The transcript has 2 exons. NCBI's taxonomy places the organism in Eukaryota, Metazoa, Arthropoda, Insecta, Diptera, Glossinidae.